Molecule: messenger RNA, 3610 nt
Organism: Syzygium oleosum
Lineage: Eukaryota; Viridiplantae; Streptophyta; Magnoliopsida; Myrtales; Myrtaceae
Product: homeobox-leucine zipper protein ANTHOCYANINLESS 2
Exons: 9
Coding region: 569-3067 (832 amino acids)
Biological process (GO): regulation of DNA-templated transcription
Molecular function (GO): DNA binding; DNA-binding transcription factor activity, RNA polymerase II-specific; lipid binding
Source: RefSeq, a predicted model, not a curated record
AGCGAGAGACAGAGACAGGGAGAGGGAGAGGGAGAGGGAGGGAGAGUGUUUGAGAACAAAGGGCGGGCGUAGCCGAGAGUUAGAAAGAGGAGGAGGGAAGGAGGGGGAUAAAAAGGUUGGCUCCUCUUUCUUCCUCGUAGCAGCAGCCGCCUCGUCGUAGAUAGAGAGGAAGUUGGAGACACUUGGGCCUGCGGAAAAUUUGCCCCUUUUGUCUCCUCGUCCUCUCUAUUAAGACCUCCCCCCACCACCACCACGAGCACCCCUUCCUUUUCACUCUCAUUUUUCCUCCCUGGGUGAUUCGUGUACGAGAAGAACGAGCUUCGCCUUCUCUUGAACGUGUGCGUGUGUACUGGUUAUGUGUGUUCAUUUGUCCGCGCGAACCUCUUUGGAGAAGCUGGGAAAGUGGAGCAAGCCAGCGACGAGUGUGGAGCUCGGUUUUAGCUGGGAUUGAAAUCGCCGGGAGAGAAGCGGAAGGGUCGGUGACUCGAAAGAUCGGAGAAGGCAUCCGGUACAGCUACAGGGGAAGGAAGGGAGAUAUAUAGAGGGAGCAAAAAUUGCGACCUUUUUGAUGAGCUUCGGGGGAUUCCUCGACACCGGCUCGGGCGGCGGCGGCGGAGGAGGAGGAGGGGCGAGGGUCGCCGCCGCCGAUAUUCCGUACGUGGGAAAGAACGAGAUGGCGCCGCCGGGCGCAAUCGCGCAGCCGCGCCUCCUGAGCCCUUCUCUGUCCAAGUCCAUGUUCAACAACUCUCCUGGACUCUCCCUCGCUCUCCAAACCGGGAUAGAGAACCAGCAAAUGGGGGAGAGCUACGAGCAAAUGAGCGCGAGCAAUCACCACCUCCGGAGGAGCAGAGAGGAGGAGCACGAGAGCAGAUCCGGCAGCGACAACCUCGACGGCGGCGGAGCCUCCGGCGACGACCAGGACGCCUCCGCCGAUAACCCUCCCAGGAAGAAGCGUUACCACCGACAUACUCCCCAGCAAAUCCAAGAACUCGAAGGGUUGUUCAAGGAGUGUCCACAUCCUGAUGAGAAGCAAAGGUUGGAGCUGAGCAAGAGGCUUUGCUUGGAGACCAGGCAAGUCAAGUUCUGGUUCCAGAAUCGGCGCACCCAGAUGAAGACACAGCUGGAGCGACAUGAGAAUUCGCUGCUCCGGCAAGAGAACGACAAGCUCCGGGCUGAGAACUUGUCUCUCCGGGACACCAUGAGGGACCCGAUUUGCACCAACUGCGGCGGCCCGGCCGUCAUUGGCGAGAUCUCCCUCGAGGAGCAGCACCUCCGGAUCGAGAAUGCCCGCCUCAAGGACGAGCUGGACCGCGUGUGCGCGCUCGCUGGGAAGUUCCUCGGCCGCCCCGUCUCGUCGCUCACCGCUUCCAUCGGCCCGCUCAUGCCCAACUCGAGCCUCGAGCUAGGGGUCGGGACUAACAACGGGUUCAUCGGUAGCUUGGCCACGACGGCGCUUCCCCUGGGGCCUGACUUCGGGGGUGCGAUCUCGGGCAACUCCGCGAUGGUGUUGGCGAACCCACAGAGGCCCCCGGGAGCUGGGGGCAUGGUGUCGAUCGAGAAAUCGAUGUUGCUGGAGCUUGCCUUGGCCGCCAUGGAUGAGCUGGUCAAGAUGGCUCAGGCCGAUGAGCCGCUAUGGAUCAGGAGCUUGGAAGGUGGGAGGGAAAUACUGAACCAUGACGAGUACAUAAGGACCUUCACUCCUUGCAUUGGCAUGAAACCGAAUGGAUUUGUGACCGAGGCCUCUAGAGAGACUGGCAUGGUGAUCAUCAAUAGCUUGGCACUUGUGGAGACCCUCAUGGACUCUAACCGGUGGGCUGAGAUGUUUCCGUGUAUGAUAGCUAGAACAUCGACCGCAGAUGUGAUCUGCAGCGGAAUGGGAGGAACCAGAAAUGGUGCACUUCAGCUGAUGCACGCGGAGCUACAAGUGCUGUCGCCGCUGGUUCCGGUCCGGGAGGUGACCUUCCUCCGGUUCUGCAAGCAGCACGCCGAGGGCGUGUGGGCGGUGGUCGACGUGUCGGUCGACGCCAUCCGAGAAACCCCCGGCGGCGCGCCCUCGUUCCCGAGCUGCCGGAGGCUCCCUUCCGGCUGCGUGGUUCAAGACAUGCCCAACGGGUACUCCAAGGUGACUUGGGUGGAGCAUGCGGAGUACGACGAGAACCAGACGCACCAGCUGUACCGGCCGUUGAUCAGCUCGGGCAUGGGCUUCGGCGCUCAACGGUGGGUCACCACCCUCCAGCGACAGUGCCAGUGCCUCGCCAUUCUCAUGUCCUCCACCGUCCCAUCCCGCGAUCACACCGCGAUAACGGCGAGCGGGAGGCGCAGCAUGCUGAAGCUGGCGCAGCGGAUGACGGCCAACUUCUGCGCGGGGGUGUGCGCGUCCACGGUCCACAAGUGGAACAAGCUGAGCGGCGGGAACGUGGACGAGGACGUGCGGGUGAUGACGCGGAAGAGCGUGGACGACCCGGGGGAGCCGCCGGGCAUCGUGCUGAGCGCGGCCACCUCGGUCUGGCUCCCCGUAUCGCCGCAGCGGCUCUUCGACUUCCUCCGCGACGAGCAGCUCCGGAGCGAGUGGGACAUCCUCUCCAACGGCGGCCCCAUGCAGGAGAUGGCCCACAUCGCCAAGGGCCAAGACCACGGCAACUGCGUCUCCCUCCUACGCGCCAGUGCCAUGAACGCGAACCAGAGCAGCAUGCUGAUACUGCAGGAGACGUGCAUCGACGCGGCCGGGUCGCUCGUGGUGUACGCCCCCGUCGACAUCCCCGCCAUGCACGUCGUGAUGAACGGCGGGGACUCCGCCUACGUGGCGCUCCUGCCCUCGGGGUUCGCCAUCGUCCCCGACGGGCCGGGCUCCCAUGGCCACGGCGGGGGCGCAGUGGGGAACCCGAACGGGCACGCGGGCGAUGGGGGGCCGCAGAGGGUGGGCGGGUCGCUCCUGACGGUGGCGUUCCAGAUCCUGGUGAACAGCCUGCCUACCGCGAAGCUCACGGUGGAGUCGGUCGAGACGGUCAACAAUCUGAUCUCGUGCACGAUCCAGAAGAUCAAGGCCGCCCUCCAGUGCGAGAGCUGAUCGGCGGACGACGGAACGAAUCGCCCGGCAAUCUUUCAGUCAUUUUGUCUUUCUUUGUUCUAGGUCUGUGCAUGAGGGUGUAGUUACGAGGUUGCGAGCAUUUUGGGUUUGUGUGAAACGAGCGAAGGACUCGAAAAAAGAAAGAGCAGGGUUUUUUCUCUAAGGAGGGGUGUCGAGUCAAGAACGAACCGCGCGUCGAGACUCCUUGCACGGCGGUAAGGGAACGGCGCGGCGCGGUGUUGUCCGAGAGCUUCGGGAAGCCGGAGCAUUCUUAGUGCCGGGCAAGGGUGGUGGUUCGGGUAUUGACUCAGGUUCAUCCCGAGUUGGCUCAACAAGAGAAGGGAAGAAAGAACAGGAGAUAGUUAUGAAACAAGGUGUUUAUCAACUGUUUUGUUCUAAUCGAAAUCAUUUUAUUUGAAGUGUUAAGCCAAAAGCUACUUCAACUUGAAAACAUUGUAACUUCUUGGUUGGUCGUGUUCAGCUUUCUCCGGCUCAUCUCCGGCGACGACUUUGCAUUUACAUGUUGGAUUUUAUUGUGGCCCA